AUGUGGACCGGUCGUUGCUGGCACUUCAUUCGAGAUCAUCUACCUACUGGUGCUACGCUGGCUCCGAUAAUUAUAGCAACCGACAAAACACAGCUCACACAAUUCUCUGGGAGCAAAAUCGCUUAUCCGAUCCACCUAACACUGGGAAAUGUCCUCACUUUUUGGCGUCGUCGUCCUUCUCAACAAGCCUGCGUAUUACUAGUCUACCUACCCGUAGACAAGAUUGACAGGAAUGGCCUGUCCAAGAAGGAAUUCAGUGUUCGAUACCAGCGUCUUUUCCAUGAUGCAAUGCGCUAUAGAUGA
This is a messenger RNA of Desarmillaria tabescens, 303 nucleotides long. RefSeq lists its product as uncharacterized. The coding region runs from base 1 to 303 and encodes 100 amino acids. The transcript has 2 exons. Lineage: Eukaryota; Fungi; Basidiomycota; Agaricomycetes; Agaricales; Physalacriaceae. The record is from RefSeq and is a predicted model, not a curated record.